ACCUCUCAGAUGGGAUCUCACUGAUGUCUGACAGAGUUCAGAGAAGAAGAGUGAUUCUACAUGUUAAUAGGGACAGACGGACAUAUUGAUCUUCUUGAAAACAGGUUAAGUUCACUUUUUGUCCUUUGUAGACACUUGUUCUGGGGAUCAGAAAUGACUUUGUACACUUUAGACACAGGCAGUGGACCAUGGAGAAGAUACAGUCAGAUCCGUGACUGACCUCUUGUUGAAUUGUGGACUUCAACUUUAACUGAGUGUUGUUCAGCUUUUAUUCUUCACUUUGGACUUGUUGAUAUAAAAGGAGAAAAGUUCUAGGUCAGUAAUAUAAAUGUGAGGGUGUUGUGAUGUUAAAUUUCUGCCCUGUCGUCUCCACAUCAGCACUGCUGGACCCAUGGGAGACCUGAGUCAGAAGAUUGGGGUCAUGUCACAGACAAUAUGUCCGAGUUCACAAGCUCCAUCUGAGGAGGACUUAAAGGCCCCAAAUGGUGGCAAAGUGGAGAAAAUGCAGAUGAAGAGGGAGAUUUCCCUCAUCAAUGGGAUCUGCCUCAUCGUGGGCAACAUGAUUGGCUCCGGGAUUUUUGUUUCACCGAAAGGCGUCCUCAUGCACAGCGGCUCUUUCGGCCUGUCGCUGCUCAUCUGGGCUCUUGGAGGCAUCUUCUCAGUGUUUGGAGCUCUGUGCUACGCAGAGCUGGGAACCACCAUCACCAAGUCUGGAGCCAGCUACGCCUACAUCCUGGAGUCGUUCGGAGGCUUCCUGGCUUUCAUCCGCCUGUGGACGUCCAUCCUGCUGAUAGAGCCAGCCAGCCAGGCGGCGAUUUCCAUCACCUUUGCCAACUAUCUACUGGAGGCUUUCUACCCCACCUGCCAGCCGCCGUACGACGCGAUCCGCCUCUUAGCUGCAGCCUGCCUCUGUAUACUCAUCUUCAUUAACUGUGCCUAUGUGAAGUGGGGCACUCUGGUCCAGGACAUCUUCACUUACACCAAACUCAUGGCGCUCUUCCUCAUAAUCAUUGUGGGAAUCCUGAAAAUGUCUAUUGGACAAACAAAGAACUUUGAGAGUCCAUUCGAAGGCUCCUCCACAGACCCUGGAGCUGUAGCUUUGGCCCUUUACUCGGCCCUGUUCUCCUACUCUGGCUGGGAUACUCUCAACUUUGUCACGGAGGAGAUCCAGAAUCCAGAGAGAAAUCUACCCCUGGCCAUCGCCGUCUCCAUGCCCAUGGUGGCCAUCAUCUACCUGCUGACCAACGUGGCGUAUUAUGUGGUUUUAGACAUGCCUUCUCUGCUGUCCAGCGACGCUGUUGCUGUGACAUUUGGAAAUGCAGUCUUGGGUCCCUUCAACUGGAUCAUCCCUGUUUCAGUGGCCAUGUCCUGCUAUGGGGGACUCAAUGCUUCUGUCAUCGCUGCAUCACGGCUGUUUUUUGUUGGAGCCAGAGAAGGUCACCUCCCCAACAGUCUGAGUCUGAUCCACCUGGAGCGCUACACGCCCGUACCUGCACUGCUUUUCAACGGAUUAAUGGGCCUGAUCUUCCUGUGUGUGGAGGACGUGUUUCAGCUCAUCAACUAUUUCAGCUUCAGUUACUGGCUCUAUGUUGGUCUGUCUGUGGCCGGACUCAUCUACCUGCGCAUCACCCAGCCGGACAGACACAGACCUGUCAAGCUGACCUUGUUCUUCCCCUUCAUCUACUGCCUGUGCAGCCUGUUCCUGGUGAUCGUCCCUCUUUACGGAGACACCAUUAAUUCUCUAAUAGGAAUCGGCAUCGCGCUGUCUGGGAUCCCAGUUUAUUAUGUCGCCAUCUAUCUGCCUGAGGAGAGGAGGCCCAAAUUCAUACGCAAACUAAACUCUGCUGCCACCAGAUACACCCAGAUGUUGCUCUACUGCUGCCUGACGGAGUUUGACGUCGAGGAGGAAACAGAAGCAGGAAGUAAAACUCAGUGAGCUGCAGACGGACUGAGUCUGAGCUGAGGCCUCGGUCCUGGAGAACAUGGCCUUCGGCAAAUCUCACAACAUUUGUGAGGAUCACUUGUGCCAUGUCAAGUUCAAAAAAGGCCGACGUGUCAAAUGACUCACCAGGAAGGAGCAGAUGAACUGUGGCUCUCUCCAGUGUACACUUUUCUACAGACGAUUAUCUUCUAUGAGGAUUUGAAUGGAACUAUUUACAAAACCUGUAGCUGCAGGUCACAAUUUAUUUAUGAGUGGCCAUAUUGUUUUGUUUUUUAAUUAAAUCUUAUGACAACCUUAAGUUUGAGGAAGCAUGUUGAAUGUAAUUAUUUAUCCAGGGACAUUUUUACAUGUUCAUAUGUGAACAGUUGUCCAAAUGAAAAUGGUCAAUGUUAAGCUGAUGCUGUUAAAGUUAUUGUUGUUUCACUGAGUUUGCAUAUUAUCUAAACCUUUGCAUUCACACUGAGUGUAUUUACUUUGACCACUUUAAAUUAAUCAACCUUUAAACCCUCAGGUGUUACGUUGCACUUAUCUGACUGAUCUGAGCAGUUUGUCUGCAGGCUCUGAGCCGUGCAGAUGUUUUUUUUGUAUGUCAGAGCAGGUUCUUGGAAGUCAAACACUCCCUGUAUCCUGGUAUGAAAAUCCUCAUUUGCCUUUAGCAAGCAGCUGUCAGACCAGUUCAACUCAAACUAACCUCAACUGCUCCAUCUACAGGAGAACUACAUGAGUACAGAAGCAAACUAUUGGUGCAUUUGUAACCCGCAGUCGGAGAGAGUUGGACUGAGACUUCCCAGUGCUUCACUUUUUAUGUCACAUACAUACAGUUUUGACCUUUAGCAUUUAUUUUCCGAAAACUAUAGAUUGACAGCAUUUAAAUUAUGAGAUUGUUUCAUUGCAUUGAAAGCAACUCUGAGUCUGAGCACUUUACCAGCUUAAUACUUUUCAAAAAUGAAAUCCAUCCAUCCAUUAUCUAUUCACAGCUGAAUCCUCACUAGAGUCAUGAGGGGCUGGAGUCUAUCUCAGCUGACUUUGUCUAUCACAGGGCUACAUAUAGAGAAACAAUCACACUCACAUUCACACCUGCACACACUUUAGAAUUAUCAAUUAACUGCAGGUGGGAGGAAGCGUAGAACCCAGAGAAAACCCCCACAUGCACAUGGAGAACAAGCAAACACCUUGCAGAAAGAUCCCAGGGUCAGGGUGAGAAUUUGGGAUCUUCUAGCUGAAAGGCGACGGUGCUAACCACCAAGCAGCCCUCAAAAUGAAAUGUGCCUUUGUUUUUUUUGGUUUUCUUUUUACACAUGUCAGGUUCAGUCAAACACACUGGAUUUACACUUGUAACUUCUGGCCUUCUUGACCAAUGUGUGCUUUGUUUCUCCUUUUAAAAAGUUAUAUUUUCAUAUGAAACCCUCUUUAGCUGGCAUGAAAUUGAACUUUCUCUGUUGUAAACACACUUUGUUUCGUUACCGUUUUGUAUUUGAUUAAACUGCAAAGAUUUUUUUUGC
This is a messenger RNA of Acanthochromis polyacanthus (spiny chromis), 3444 nucleotides long. RefSeq names its product Y+L amino acid transporter 2. Bases 392 to 1936 code for a protein of 514 amino acids. The record is from RefSeq and is a predicted model, not a curated record. NCBI's taxonomy places the organism in Eukaryota, Metazoa, Chordata, Actinopteri, Pomacentridae. Gene Ontology annotation, molecular function: L-amino acid transmembrane transporter activity. The transcript is spliced from 9 exons. Gene Ontology annotation, biological process: amino acid transmembrane transport. Gene Ontology annotation, cellular component: membrane.